Guillardia theta CCMP2712 is the source of this 2487-nucleotide messenger RNA. RefSeq lists its product as hypothetical. Bases 1 to 2487 code for a protein of 828 amino acids. The transcript has 6 exons. NCBI's taxonomy places the organism in Eukaryota, Cryptophyceae, Pyrenomonadales, Geminigeraceae. The record is from RefSeq and is a predicted model, not a curated record.
AUGCCGCAUCCUCUUCCUGCCACGAGCCUGCUAAGCUUCCUCUUGGUGAUACUCUUGUCACAAUGCCAGGGGAACGCAUUGCAAAGUUGCCCAGCCUACCCAUGGCCGGCUCAUGGCAGGGCCUCACCAUCCCGAGUGAUGGGGCUAGGAGAGCAGGUCGAGAUCACCUGUGAUGUUGGCUACCAACCAAGCUCUCUCGACCUCGUGACUCCCGCAUGCCUAGGGUUCGAUCCAGCCGUGAACGUGUCCAACCUUACAACAGCGGAAGCCCUGGGGUAUUCCCCGGGGAGCUUGUGCAUGCCCAUAAGUUGCGGUCGCUUCCUUCCCCCAGCAAACUCAGAAGUGACGCCGACGGGAGAGGUGUUCUUCAACCAGACCGUCAAGGUGGCUUGCUUGCCGGGGUUCACAGCCUCGGGAGUUUUCGGGUCUUCGGACUCUCCUAGAUGUCAACCCGACGGGUCCUUCACUCUCGCCAUCACCUGCCAGCGAGUUCCGUUGCAAUGCGCCAACGCGUUUGACACCCGCGAGCUCUCGAGCGCGAGGCUGGGGAGCUUUCGCAGGGAGACGUGCCAUCCGAGCGCGGAGUAUUGCGUGUCUGCCUUCUCGCAGGUGUCAGGAUACUUCUGGUACGGCUGUGGACCUCCGAUCGUAGAGGUUGCUGCAGCUAUCAUCCCUGUGCCUGACUGGGAGAACUUGGUCACUGCAGCCGACGGCAUGCUCGGUCGAAAGUCCCCCUCCUGGCUCUCCUCGCACUUCAUCUGUACGGGGACAAAACUGGAAGGAGAAGUUUACAUCGAGUCCAGCGAGUUUGGGGGAGGCAACUGGACGUUCAGCUGCUGCUGCUCUCAGAUGUGCAACCUCGGAUUCAGGUGCGCUCAAGCUCCCUUGGGUCAGCCGCUCUCCUCCGAGUCCAGCGUCUUGACGGCUUCUGCUGAAUGCAAGCAGAGUACUGGAUGCUACCAGUCGAAGCCCUUUCCCAGCAGCCAGUGGAGGUAUGACCCUCUCACCAACCAGCUGCUCCAGACCUACAGCCCAGAACUGGUGGGUCUCAUCGAUUUCAACACGACCUCCAAGCGCCCUCCUGGGUACGGCGAGGACGUGAUCGGUUAUGCUGCCCUCAUGCGAGGGGCGGCGGACUCGUGGGUGGCUGCUGACGCUCCUGUGCUGUUUGUUGACACUUCCCGCGUGUUCCCGUACGCGGCCAAGCUGAAGGCCUGGGAGAUCGUGGCGGAUGCUCCUUGCCAACUGAUGGUGCAAGUGUGGAGGAAGACCGGCAACGCCGACGAGUUUAUGCUAGUUUCCAGCUCAUCUGUCCAAGUGACGAGCAACUACGGCAGUCCAGCUCUGUUCCUGCUGCCAGAAGGGGAGCAGACGGAAGUGGCCAAGGGAGACGUGAUAGGUUGGGGGCACACAGGUCCUGGUCACCUGGUCUACGACGGCGACUCGUUGCAAGCUCAGUCGAUCAAGUUUGUCUACGGAAGUUCAACGAUCGGCGCCUCCCGUAUCUUCAUUUUCUCUGCCAGCAGGCGCUACUCGAUCCGCGCCUUCUUCGACCCCACCCCGCUGGCUGACAGCUGGAUUGUUUCCGCCCCUCAGCCCAAUGGGAGUGGCUGCUACGACUGGUCGCUUUCGCGCUACGGCCUCCACUGCAGCCAAGGCAGCAUGAACAUUCCCGUGGUCAACCUGAGCGACGGCAGCAGAGAAGUCUCUGAGGUUGGACUCCAGCUCUUCGUGGUCGGCUCUAGCGUGUUCGAGUACACCUGCUGCAAGAGCAGCAUGUGCAACCAGCUGCCGUGCGUCAGGGCCGGCAGGUCUUGCGGCCUCUACCCGCGAACCAGCAACGCCAUCGUCACUCCCAACUCUUCCAUCGUCGUUCCCCUCCAGCACGUGAACAUCUCCUGCGUCGUCGGGUACUCGCUUUCCGGAGAACCUUUCCGGAAAGUAGACCCGCAGUGCCUCAAGGACGGCAGCUUCGAGUCAGGCGAGGUCUGUCUUCCUGUUUCCUGCGGGAGGUAUUCUCCUCCUCCCAACGGCAGAGUCUGGCCCCUCCGCCCCAUCCUCUACGGGGAGAACGUCACAAUUUCUUGCGUCCAGGGCUACGAGCUUGUGGGAGGAGGAGCUGUAAACCCUCGGUGCACAGCAAGCGGCAAAUUCGAGGAGGGGAAGUUCUGCUCCUUGCAGAACGGGGGGGCGAUCGUAGGAGUGUCGAUCGCGUUCUUCCUCCUCGUCCUGCUUGCCGGCUUCCUCCUCCUCUUCACGUGCAGGAGGCUUCUCAGUUCCGUGCGCUCAUGGGAGAGGAGAGCUCGAGUCAUUGAGCUGACUUUGUUGACAGAUCCUGAGGAGGUGACGGAUGGAUCAGCGGAGAAGAAGUCGAAGCUAGUGGCAUCGCUGGAGGAGCUUACGAGGAGGUACACAGGCGACAGGAUACGGAAGAGCCGAGGACUGGAGGGGGGUGCUCAGGUGGGAAAUGACAGGCGGAUCAUCUAA